UAGAGUCCGACUCGAAAUGAUUGGAUGAUCCACCAGAAAAGGAACUCCCACAUCCCUUUUUCGACGUUCUACUCUGUACCCACCGUCAGUUCAUGGUUGGAUUACAGUGAUUCAGCGUGGAGACCGGGCGACUGCGAGCAAGGAGGCUCUAAUGAAAACUGGGUUUUUUGGCUUACGUUCUACUGUACGUUGCCGGGCGCAAUCACACACGCGUCAAGGAGGGCUUGGGUCGCGUGCCCUCCUUCCUGCGCCGAGCCAUUCUUUUGCCUUGUGCUUGGCUGGAGUGAUACCGUAAUGGAUCAUGGAUGGAUGGUGGACAUGUGGGAUGGGGUGUGGGACGUCAGGUCGUCGUGUCUCCAGUCCCGCUCCGCCCUCCCUCCUUCGACCUUCGACGCCCCCAACUCUCCUAUCAGAUGGCUCCGUGCGGUUACGCCCACGCGUGUGGUCCUAUUCCUGCUCAACUCUCAAGGCUGGGCGGAAUUCCCAGUGCCUGGGGCGCCGAUCUGACAACAAUGCUUGGCCACGAAAUGCUGCGGUUGGACUUGGUACACCUUCCGCCCGUUGUGGGUUUGUCCCGGUGAAGCGGGCUCUGGGGGAUGGUGCCUAGGAUGCUUAUUAGUCUUGUCGUCCCUCUCUCCUAUUUCUCCAUGUGAAAGGGUUUCUGGUGGAUUUGGCAUUUUUAUUGUAAUAUCUUCUUGUCACUCACUCCUUUCUUCUCUGCUUUGGGGAAGCGAAAGCUAUUCAUUCAUUCGGCUUUCUCGUCAGGACAGUCCUCUCCAACUACCUUACAUCUUUCACUUACUCGAUACCCAACAAGAUUUCAAUUUUCUCUGUUUAGCCUAUUAUGGCUUCAUCACUUGGCGCUUUGAGGAACGUGGUCGAACCAGCUUUCAUCGUCUUUGCCUUCACUAUAGGCACCCUUAUUAACCGCCGCCGGCUGGAUCGUGACGAUGACGUAGACUCGUGUGAGCGUGGAUCGGAGGAUUCCUCCUCCCGCCCCACCUCUCCGCUCCUCAAGCCGGGGAUGCGCGCGGAGUCGGGCGAGGUAUCCCGCAUCAACAGCAAACUUCUCGUUCGAUUUUACAAUACCUUCCCGUUCCUUGCUGAAAUCUGGUAUUGGAAUGCAACGUACUGGAUAUACCAACUGCUCCGUGCCUUCUCGGCACGUAUGAUUGCCGGUAACGAAGCAGUCUUUGCGCGAGCUCGCGACCAUGCGAUUUCCAUUCUGAAGUUUGAGCACUUCUUCGGCAUUGACGUCGAACUUGGCGUACAGAAAUAUGUCCUUACAAACAUGCCCUGGUUGAUGUCCUACUUGGCCAAGAUCUACUACUUCCACAUCAGCCUCGGCAUCAUCUUCAUCAUCUAUUGCUACACAUUUCUUCCGCCGAGCACAUUUCAGAGAAUCCGACGAACUAUCGCCAUGGACAACGCCAUCGCCUUCGUCAUCGUCACGACCUAUCGUUGCAUGCCGCCGCGCAUGCUCCCGGCCGAAUACGGAUUCGAAGAUGUGCUCCACGGAGCUAAGGGAGGAGGCAACGCGUGGACGCACAACAAGUUCCAGCUGACUAUCGCCGCGAUGCCGAGUCUUCACUGUGGUACUGCUCUCUUCCUCGCCUGGAGUAUCUGCCGGUUUUCGCCUCACCGUCCGCUUCGUCUUAUUGCGCCACUGUGGCCGAUGGCUAUGCUUUUCACGAUCGUUGCAACGGCGAAUCACUUCAUCUUGGAUGCCAUGAUUGGUGCGAUGGUCCCUGUUAUCGGAUGGAGGUUUAACCGGGCUGUCUUGGUGUUGCUGCCGCUGCAGAAUUGGGUGUUGGAGGGGCUGGGGUUGCAAACCCCUGAGGAUGAGGACAAUACUCCGGCAUAUGUCCCGAAAGAGUGGUAAGAUAGAGCAUGUUCCGUUGAAAGGAACAUGAAGGAUUUAGUGGGACACAGAGCAAAGCAAUAAUAUCAAUAGACAAGUGCGCUAACGAUGAAUAUUCCAAACACAUGAUCGGAUCGGAUAUCGGGGCCACACGCCUCCUGUGU
This is a messenger RNA of Colletotrichum scovillei, 2025 nucleotides long. RefSeq lists its product as uncharacterized. Gene Ontology annotation, molecular function: inositol phosphoceramide synthase activity. Gene Ontology annotation, biological process: sphingolipid biosynthetic process; inositol phosphoceramide metabolic process. The transcript has 3 exons. NCBI's taxonomy places the organism in Eukaryota, Fungi, Ascomycota, Sordariomycetes, Glomerellales, Glomerellaceae. Bases 845 to 1882 code for a protein of 345 amino acids. Gene Ontology annotation, cellular component: inositol phosphoceramide synthase complex. The record is from RefSeq and is a predicted model, not a curated record.